Scheffersomyces coipomensis is the source of this 1183-nucleotide messenger RNA. RefSeq names its product carbon-nitrogen hydrolase family protein. NCBI's taxonomy places the organism in Eukaryota, Fungi, Ascomycota, Pichiomycetes, Serinales, Debaryomycetaceae. Gene Ontology annotation, molecular function: nitrilase activity; nitrile hydratase activity. Gene Ontology annotation, biological process: detoxification of nitrogen compound. Bases 126 to 1058 code for a protein of 310 amino acids. The record is from RefSeq and is a predicted model, not a curated record. The transcript has a single exon.
UUCGCCAUAAAUGGUCCAAUCCCGAUAUAAAGAAAAAAAUCCGGGGUUUGAGGAGAGUAUAUUAAUUAUCGUUAAAUAGAUUAGAUAACUCUUUUACAUAACAUUCAUUCGUUCAAUUAGCAACAAUGACAACCGUUAUAGUUGCUGCCUUACAGAUAGGGGCUGAUCCAAGAGGUACCAAAUACACCCUUGAAAAGAUCUUAUCAUAUGAAGAAGAACUUAAAUUGAAACAAGUUAAACUAGUAGUUAUCCCUGAAGCUACAUUAGGUGGAUAUCCUAAAGGUUCAACUUUUGGUACUUAUCUUGGGUAUAGAUUACCUGAAGGAAGACAACAAUUUGCCAAAUAUUAUAAAGAAUCAAUUGAACUUGAUGACAAUUCACCAGAGCUUUCUGCAUUGGUUGGACUCAGUUCAAGAACAGAUUGUUCAAUAGUUAUUGGUGUUAUUGAAAGGGGUGGUUCCACUUUAUAUUGUACUAUCGUUUAUAUUGAUCCGAAUUUGGGAUUUAUAGGUAAACAUAGGAAAUUGAUGCCCACGGCUACUGAAAGAUUAAUUUGGGGCCAAGGUGAUGGAUCAACUCUUUAUGUAGCAGAUUUCAAAAGUUUAGGAAAAGUUGGAGGUGCUAUUUGUUGGGAAAAUUAUAUGCCAUUGUUAAGAGCUUCAUUUUAUGCAAAGGGAAUUCAAAUCUAUGUGGCACCAACUGUGGAUGAUAGAGAUGGUUGGACGUCAUUAAUUAGAACUAUUGGUAAUGAAGGAAGACUCUUUGCUAUAUCUGCCGUACAAUUCUUAGCCAAAGCGGAAGAGAUUGGAUUUGACGUUCCAGGAUAUGAUCCGAAUAAGAAUAUUAUUGAUGGAGGAUCAGUUAUUGUUAAUCCAUAUGGUGAAAUUAUUGCUGGUCCAUUAAGAGGAUCCGAAGGGUUAUUAUCGGCAGAAAUUGAUUUGAAUACCAUUAUUGAAGCGAGGUAUGACUUUGAUCCCGUCGGACAUUAUCUGAGAAACGAUGUAUUUCAACUUACCGUUGAUGAAACUGCCAAAUCGUCAGUGGUAUUCAAAAAAUAGAUGGUAUAUAAUUAGUAUUAUGGGGUUUGAUAAAGUUCCCCGAAGUUUCGGUACAUUGCCGUAUAACUCGGGAUUGUAAAUUAUUUUUAUCUCCAUUUAAUUUAGCAGCAAAAUUUGUCCUUAAG